This is a messenger RNA of Trematomus bernacchii (emerald rockcod), 1617 nucleotides long. Its product is annotated as E3 ubiquitin-protein ligase TRIM39-like. Lineage: Eukaryota; Metazoa; Chordata; Actinopteri; Perciformes; Nototheniidae. Gene Ontology annotation, molecular function: protein binding; zinc ion binding. The record is from RefSeq and is a predicted model, not a curated record.
AUGGCCACUGCCAGUAGUCUGAUGUCCGAGGAGAAGUUCCGAUGUUCUGUCUGCCUGGAAGUGUUCACUAAGCCAGUUACAACGCCAUGUGGACACAAUUUCUGCUCUGCAUGUAUCCACAAGUAUUGGGAUGGCAAUGAUAUUUGCAAGUGUCCACUGUGCCAAAGAACAUUCUCUCAAAGACCUGAACUACACGUCAACACCUUUGUGUCUGAGUUAGCUGCUGUGUUUAAGACGUUAGUUCAAAUCAAAGCCUCAGCAGCAGACCCCCCACGUCCUGGAACAGCAGCCGUUCUUUGUGAUAUCUGCUCCGAGAUGAAGGGAAACGCAGUUAAAUCCUGCCUGACGUGUUUAAUGUCUUUCUGUGAAGUGCACCUCGAGCCACAUCGAAGGGUUGCUGGUUUGAAAAGCCACACACUGUUAGACCCGGUGAACAAUCUUGAAGACAGGAUGUGCAAAGUGCACAACAAGAUAACAGAACUGUACUGUAGGACUGACCAGGCCUGUGUUUGUGUCUUGUGUAUAAUAACCCAUCACAAGAGUCACGAUGUUGUCCCGAUCGAGGAAGAAUUUGAAGUAUCGAUGGCAAAAAAAGAUGAGACCAUGGCAAAUUUCAAAAAGAUGAUACAAUCCCGGUCCGAGAAGAUAGCUGAGAUAGAAAGCUCAGUGGAUGUGAGCCAGAAAGAAGCAGAGAGAGAGAAAGAAGCCAGUGAGCAGGUCUUCAGCGACUUGAUCAGCUCCCUUCAGAGAAACCAGGCGGAGCUUGUUGAGGUGAUUGAGGAGAGGUACAGAGCAACAAAGCAGAAGGCUGACGGCUUUCUCACAGAUCUGAGGAUGGAAGUUGCUGAUCUCCAGAGCAGGAGCAGCCAGCUGGAACAGCUGUCACAGUCUGAGGAUCACCAUCAAUGUGUUCAGACUUUCCAAACCCUGUGCUCUCCUUUAAACAAGGACUGGACUAACGUCGGUGUCCACUGCCAUCUGUCCUUCCAGGCAGUGAGAGGUGCUGUGGGUUUGCUGAAACAGAACGCUGAUCAGAUAUUGGAGCAGCUUCAAAAUGAGAUCAAGAUGAAAAGAAAGCAUGCAGUGGACUUCACCUUUGACCCUGACACAGCAUAUUGCUCACUGAUCAUAAGCCAGGAUGGGAAACAGGUGGAAGAUGCAGACACAUUGCAGAUUCUUCCCUCCAAUCCAAAGAGAUUUGAAGUGUAUCCAGAAGUUUUGUCAAAGUUUACAGCAGGGAAGUUUUACUAUGAGGUGCAAGUGAAGGGAAAAACUGAGUGGAUUGUUGGAGUGGUGAGAGAGUCCUAUGAAAGAAAGAAGGACAUAUAUAUGUCAGUAGAAGAUGGUGACUUGGGGCCGUUUUCAUUUCAUCAAUCCUCUCCUCUGAGCGAUAAGUCCGGCCGUGCGUCACGACUCUUUGAAACAUCUCUGUUCCCGGAAAUGGACUAUGAUCAGGGAGUGGUUUCUUUCUACGACGUGAACUCUAAAUCACAAAUACAUUCUUAUACCGGCUUGCACUUUACAGAGAAAAUGUAUUCAUACUUCUGCCUUUACGAAAAUAACAAUGGAACAAACUCUGCUUCUCUCAUCAUUACCCCUGUACUGCAAACAGACUGA